UGAGCAGCCACACCGCGGCGGCCCGGCCCCGAUGCGGAGCGGCCGCCAUGCAGCCGCCGCCGCAGCCUUACGAGUUCCUGGGMGAGGAGAACGGCCCGAAAUGGCGCGGCCUCUUCGUGCCCGCCCUGCGCAAGGUGCAGCAGCAGGUUCACCCCAAUCUCUCGGCAAAGGAAGAUUGUCUCUAUUACAUUGAGGAGCUGAUCCUGCAGCUGCUGAACAAACUCUGCAUCGCCCARCCCCGGACCGUGCAGGAUGUGGAGGARCGGGUUCAGAAGACGUUUCCUCACCCCAUAGACAAAUGGGCCAUCGCUGAUGCUCAGUCGGCCAUCGAGAAACGGAAAAGAAGGAACCCCCUCCUGCUCCCUGUGGACAAAAUCCAUCCUUUGCURAAGGAGGUCCUGGGCUAUAAGGUGGAUUACCAUGUCUCUCUGUAUAUCGUGGCUGUCUUGGAAUACAUCUCAGCUGACAUUUUAAAGCUGGCUGGAAAYUAUGUUUUCAAUAUCCGACACUUUGAGAUCUCCCAGCAGGACAUUAAAGUCUCAAUGUGUGCUGAUAAGGUUUUGAUGGAUAUGUUUGAUCAGGAUGAGAUUGGCUUGGUUUCUCUGUGUGAGGAUGAACCCUCUUCCUCUGGGGAGCUCAACUACUACGACCUGGUGAGAAAUGAGAUUGCAGAAGAAAGGCAGUACCUGAGRGAGCUCAACCUGAUCAUCAAAGUAUUUCGGGAAGCUUUUCUGUCCAACAGGAGGCUCUUCACACCUCACGACAUUGAUGUGAUAUUUAGCAACAUUUCAGACAUCCACGAGCUGACAGUGAAGCUUUUGGGAUUGAUUGAGGACACUGUGGAAAUGACAGAUGAAAGCAGCCCUCACCCUCUGGCUGGCAGCUGCUUUGAGGACCUUGCAGAGGAGCAAGCCUUUGAUCCAUAUGAAACCUUGUCCCAGGAUAUUCUCUCUCCACAAUUUCAGGAGCAUUUUAAUAACUUGAUGGCCAAACCUGCCGUGGCUCUCCACUUCCAGUCCACAGCUGAGGGGUUUAAGGAAGCUGUGCAGUACGUCCUGCCCCGCCUCAUGCUGAUCCCAGUCUAUCACUGCUUGCACUACUUUGAGUUACUGCAGCAAUUGCAGGAAUGCAGCGAGGAUGAGGAGGACAGGGAGUGCCUGAAGCAGGCGAUCACCGCGCUCCUGAACCUGCAGUGCAGCAUGGAGCGCAUUUACAGCAAACACUCGCCACGGCGCCGGCCUGGGGAGCCGGUCUGUCGCUUCUACCACCGGCAGAUCAGGAGCAAACACUUGGCCAUCAAAAAAAUGAACGAAAUCCAGAAAAACAUCGACGGCUGGGAAGGCAAAGACAUCGGGCAGUGCUGCAACGAGUUCAUCAUGGAAGGGGCUCUGACGAAAAUCGGGGCCAAACAYGAGCGCCACAUCUUCCUGUUCGACGGGCUGCUGAUCAGCUGCAAACCCAACCACGGGCAGUCGCGGCUGCCCGGCUACAGCAGCGCCGAGUUCCGGCUCAAGGAGAAGAUUGUGAUGAGGAAAACGCAGGUGCUGGACAAGGAGGACACGGCAGAGUACAGGCAUGCCUUUGAGCUGGUGUCUAAGGAUGAUAACAGCGUUAUUUUUGCCGCGAAAUCGGCCGAGGAGAAGAGCAAUUGGAUGGCGGCGCUGAUUUCCCUGCAGUACCGCAGCACCCUGGAUAGGAUGUUGGAYUCAGUGCUGCUGCAGGAGGAGAAUGAGCAGCCCCUGAGGCUGCCCAGCCCCAGCGUUUAUCGCUUCGUGGUGGAGGAUUCCGAGGAAAACAUCGUUUUUGAGGAUAACUUGCAGAGCAGGAAUGGCAUUCCSAUCAUCAAAGGGGGCACGGUGGUGAAGCUCAUCGAGAGGCUGACCUACCACAUGUAUGCAGAUCCUAAUUUYGUUCGGACUUUCCUGACCACCUACCGCUCCUUCUGCAAACCCCAGGAGCUGCUGAGUUUGCUGAUAGAAAGUYUYUCUCUCCUCAGAAUAUUGAAUGUUUUCCGACACUGGGUCGAGCACCAUUUUUAUGAUUUUGAGAGGGAUCUGGAGCUGCUGGAGAGGCUGGAGACCUUCAUUUCCAGUGUCAGAGGCAAAUCCAUGAAGAAGUGGGUGGAGUCCAUCGCUAAAAUCAUCAAGAGGAAGAAAGCCCAGGCAGAUGGGGUCAGCCACAACAUCACCUUCGAGAGUCCCCCACCACCCCUGGAGUGGCACCUUUGGCGAGUGGGGCACAGUGAGACCCUGGACCUGAUGACCCUGCACCCCAUCGAGAUCGCCMGGCAGCUCACCCUGCUCGAGUCUGACCUCUACAGGGCUGUGCAGCCUUCUGAACUCGUUGGCAGUGUGUGGACUAAGGAAGAUAAAGAAAUUAACUCCCCAAAUCUCUUGAAGAUGAUUCGGCACACUACAAAUCUCACUCUCUGGUUUGAAAAGUGCAUCGUGGAAACGGAGAACUUUGAGGAGCGAGUGGCUGUGCUGAGCAGGAUCAUAGAAAUCCUGCAGGUUUUCCAAGAUCUCAAUAAUUUCAAUGGUGUUCUGGAGAUUGUCAGUGCUGUGAACUCUGUCUCGGUGUACAGGCUGGAUCACACAUUUGAGGCACUCCAGGAAAGGAAAAAAAGAGUUUUGGAUGAAGCUGUAGAAUUAAGCCAAGAUCAUUUCAAGAAGUAUUUAGCUAAGCUYAAGUCAAUCAACCCACCCUGUGUGCCUUUUUUUGGAAUAUACCUAACAAAUAUCUUGAAGACAGAAGAAGGGAAUCCUGACUUCCUUAAAAGACAAGGGAAAGAAUUAAUUAACUUCAGUAAGAGGAGAAAAGUGGCUGAAAUUACAGGAGAAAUUCAGCAGUAUCAAAACCAGCCUUACUGUUUAAGGAUUGAGCCAGAAAUCCGGAAAUUCUUUGAAAAUCUCAAUCCUAUGGGGAAGAUACCAGAAAAAGAGUUUACAGAUUAUCUGUUCAACAAGUCCUUAGAGAUUGAACCUCGGAACUGCAAGCAACCACCUCGAUUUGUAAGUUUUUUCCCUGAAAAUGCAGUGGUUCUGUUCUGGGAAUUCUUUAAUGGAUUUUUUUAUUUCUCAGGUAACAACAGCAUCUUCGCUCCCGUGAACUUGCCUCAGUCGAAGACUUUCUUCAGCUCCUGGGGGAGCUUCCCUAAACUCAGUGAUGAGCCUCAGAACCCUCCUCCACUUCCUCCAAGAAAAAAGAUGGAUCAGGAUACUUCCAAUGCUAAGGGAAAUUCSAAGCCGGAUGACGAUCCUCCAGCGAUUCCACCUCGGCAGCCGCCGCCUCCAAAGAUCCAGCCUCGUGCUCCUGCCUUCAGCACCCCCUUGGAGCAGCCCCUGCACAGCCCUCCUCCUCCACCCCCCCGGGACCCUGUACCCGACACCCCUCCCCCGGUGCCGCUGCGGCCGCCCGAGCACUUCAUCAACUGCCCCCUGAGCCUGCAGCCGCCGCCGCUGGGACGCUUCCCCCGGGAUCCCGAGUGGCUGCGGGAUGCCGGCUCCGGUCCCAGCUCUCCGGGSACCCCUCCCAGCACCCCGUCCCCGCGGGUGCUGCGCCGCUGCUGCGUCCUCAGCGCCAGCCACAACAACCUGGCCCAGCCACCCGUGCCCCCCGUGCCRCCCCGGCACAACUCCAGCCCUCAGCUACCAAAACUGCCACCAAAGACUUACAAAAGGGAGCUCUCCCACCCUCCUUUGCACAGACUGUCUUUGCUAGAAAAUGCAGAAACUCCUCAAUGACCUUAGCCAUAGUAGUCAUUGACACUGGAAUAGUAUUUGUAAAGUUCCUCUUUUUUUUUUUUAAUUUAUUUGAAAAAAAGAAAGGCAGUGUAUUUUAGUAUUUUCACAAAUUACGCUCUUAAAGUGCUGCUGAUCAAAAAAAAAAAAGGUUUAAAUUGGAAAAAAUUCAGACUACACACACUCCAGCCUGUGUGGCUGGACAGCAUUACCCUCAGGUGAGCAGCAGCAUUGCCUUGGUUCACAUCCUCAGUGCCGACAGUUCUGCCAGGACACGAAAAUAGACCUUUUGCACUGUAAACUACACUAAGUGAAUUUAAACUGACAUCAUUUAAUUGCACUGAGCCAAAAAAAAGGUGCGUCUGUGGAAUUUUUUUCAAAUUUGAGCACUAGUGGCCUUUUUUUUAAUUAAGGAAACCCAGCAAUGGGAUGAUCACACAACAAGAGGACACAGUGUCACUGGUUUGAAACCUCUGGCCACUUGCCUUGGUGUAAGGCUGGAGGUUGCUGAGUGACAGCUCCUGUUCUGGAAUAUUCUUAUGCCAUGUCUUAAUUGCCAUUGAUUUGCUGCUGAAGACAAAGGAAAAAAAGUAGGUUGAAAUCUAAAUACCAAAAUACUUGGUUGGCCUUAGUUCUUUGGAGAAAGGAUGAAGGAGGAGUACCCGUCUCGGCUGUYGGGGAGGCUCCAGUACUUCCCGUGCAUCCUGUUCAGAUGUGCCUUUUUUUGUUUUGGUAGGYGAAGGUGUCUUAAGCUAAAGAGUUUGUCUGCUGUUGUGGAGAACAAAGCUAUGCGCCUGUACAAUUGUUUAUAUUGUAUAUUUACAGAUAUGCUAAUCACAUGUAUAAAUUGAAGUUGACUUUGAGGCCUAUAACACAGUCUGCUACUCCCGGGAUUGGAUCCGGCCGGCAGCGUCUCCUCUGGCUCGGGAACAGUCUCGCCUUCCAGACCUAAUAACCUCCUUUAGAUCUACACUUACUCGUGAAUCCACUUUGGAAAUUGGUAGCAUUUAAACCAGCAAACACUUAAAGCUUUAUUAAACUUUUUAAACUGAUCAGCGAAUGGAACUUUUCUUUGCAGGUCGAACCCCGUGUUCGAGCCGGUGCGAGAGUGAGUCUGUUUUACCGGUAGUUCUGUAGCAGCAUUUAUCAAGUGGCCUUCAGAAGCCACAUUUUAUUUACUGGUUUGUGGCCUUUUACUGUGCUUUGUAUCAGAGUUCUUAACAAGAUUAAUAAAUCACCCCAGUCUUAAUUUUUAAGAGUUUGAGCAGUGCGUGUUCCUUGCAAGGACAAGGUUGGGAAUUGCAUU
Messenger RNA from Malurus melanocephalus (red-backed fairy wren), 5046 nucleotides. It is a transcript of the gene SOS2, whose product is annotated as SOS Ras/Rho guanine nucleotide exchange factor 2. Bases 48 to 3743 code for a protein of 1231 amino acids. Lineage: Eukaryota; Metazoa; Chordata; Aves; Passeriformes; Maluridae. The record is from RefSeq and is a predicted model, not a curated record. Gene Ontology annotation, molecular function: guanyl-nucleotide exchange factor activity; protein heterodimerization activity. The transcript is spliced from 21 exons. Gene Ontology annotation, biological process: positive regulation of GTPase activity; Ras protein signal transduction. Gene Ontology annotation, cellular component: plasma membrane.